Messenger RNA from Erinaceus europaeus (western European hedgehog), 3485 nucleotides. RefSeq names its product cell division cycle 25B (gene CDC25B). Lineage: Eukaryota; Metazoa; Chordata; Mammalia; Eulipotyphla; Erinaceidae. Gene Ontology annotation, biological process: protein dephosphorylation; positive regulation of G2/MI transition of meiotic cell cycle; G2/M transition of mitotic cell cycle. Bases 741 to 2474 code for a protein of 577 amino acids. The record is from RefSeq and is a predicted model, not a curated record. Gene Ontology annotation, cellular component: cytoplasm; nucleus. The transcript is spliced from 16 exons. Gene Ontology annotation, molecular function: protein tyrosine phosphatase activity.
UCUUGUGACCUUGGACGAGUUAAAGAACUUGUGCACGCCUCUGCGCCUGGGUCUGCAACCUGAAAAGACGAACCCAGACAGCACAGAGCUACUGCGUUUGGCAAAAUGCGGGCACCGAGCCUCUCUCGGUACCUCGUGGUGGUAUUGAGUGAUGUCUAACUGCGAAUUGGAGUGGGGGGGUGUCCCUCUGGGCCCACCCUAGGAGAGCAGAGAUUCCUCUGAAGGAGGGAAUAACUUAAGUCUGCACCCCUAGAAGCAGAAUUCGAGAGAGGAAGAUCUACGGGUGCUGGCGGGGUAGGGAAGUGGUGGGGGUUAAGAGAAACCUUAAUUCUUUCACCCCACCCAAUGCUUGGAACUGGGCGGAGCCGGCGUGGUCCAGCCUGCGCGCUUCCCACCCUCGGACCCCGCCUUCGGCCCCGCCCUCGUCUACCCCGCGCCCCCAUUGGUGGCGUCGGGCAGCGCGGCCGCUGUUAUUUUUCGAAUAUAUAAGGGGGUGGAGGUGGCAGCUGCUGCUAGAGGCUCCCCAGGCCGGCGGCGGGUCGCCGCGUCCCUCCACCACCCCUCCCCACCCUUCCCUCUCCUCCCUGGCCUCCCUUGCUCUGACCCCGCUGCUCUUCCUCCCUUCCCCCCCUCUCCCAGACCCGCUCCCCACCUCGUCCCUCCAGCUGUGCCAGGCGUGUCAGGCCGAUCGAUCGCCUGGUGCGGGCUCUUUGGCGCAGCCAUCUGCGGGCCCUGCGGCGAUGGAGCCGCUCCACUCGGACCCCGCGCCGGCUCCGCCUCUCAGCCCCGCCGGUGCGCGCGGGGACGCCGAGCGUCCCGGGCAUCUCCCAGGCCUCCGGUUGGGGGCUCAUGGCUUCCUGGGGUCCCCGGAGCGCGCGGCCGCUUCCUCGCCGGUCACCACCCUCACCAAGACCAUGCAUAACCUCGCUGGGCUCGGCAGAGAGACCCCAAAGACUCAGGCAGGCAGCCAGCUCACAAGCCUGUCCCUCACACGCCGCGGGUCUGAGUCCUCCCUGUCAUCUGAGUCAUCUGAAGCGUCUGAUGCAGGUCUCUGCAUGGAUUCUCCCAGCCCCAUGGACCCCCAGAUGGCAGAGAGGACGUUUGAACAGGCCAUCCAGGCAGCCAGCCGGGUCAUGCGAAAUGAGAAAUUUGCCUUCCGACGCUUCCAGUCCUUACCAGGGAGGCUUCUUGGCCACAGCCCUGUGCUUCGGAACAUCACUAACUCCCAAGCGUCUGACAACUGGAGGAAGAGGGAGUCAUACCGCAGAGCUGCCUGUAGCCCUGAGGAGGACAAAGAGAAUGAUGGCCCUGUCUUCAAGAUGCCCUGCAAGCCCAUAGCUCCCAGCCCUGCACAGACUCUGGCAGAGUGGGCUGACCACAGGGAAGCCUUUGCCCAGAGGCCAAGCUCAGCGCCUGACCUGAUGUGUCUCACCCCUGAACGGAAGAUGGAAGUAGAGCAGCUGAGUCCCCUUGUUCGGAGUCCCUUUUCCUUGACCCCUACCAAGAGUAUUGGUGAGGAGGAUGAUGGCUUUGUGGAUAUCCUGGAGAGUGACUUAAAGGAAGAAGAUUCCGUUCCCCCAGGUAUGGAGAGUCUCAUUAGUGCCCCUCUAGUCAGGACCUCAGAAAAGGAAAAGGAGCAGGACCUCAUCAUGUACAGCAAAUGCCGGCGGCUCUUCCGUUCCCCGUCCAUGCCCUGCAGCGUGAUUCGGCCUAUCCUCAAGAGGCUGGAGCGCCCCCAGGACAGGGAUGUGCCCAUACAGAGCAAGCGGAGGAGAAGUGUGACCCCUCCAGAGGCAGAAGAACAGGAUGAGGAGAAAGCAGAGGAGCCUAAAGCCCGCGUCCUUCGCUCAAAGUCCUUGUGUCACGACGAGAUUGAGAACCUCCUAGCCAGUGAUCACCAUGAGCUGAUCGGAGAUUACUCCAAGGCUUUCCUCCUGCAGACUGUGGAUGGAAAGCACCAAGACCUCAAGUACAUUUCACCAGAAACGAUGGUUGCCCUGCUGUCAGGCAAGUUCAACAACAUCGUGGAGAGGUUUGUGAUCGUGGACUGCAGAUACCCCUAUGAGUAUGAAGGCGGGCACAUCAAGACUGCUGUGAACCUUCCCCUGGAACGAGAUGCCGAGACCUUCCUGCUCCAGAGUCCCAUCUUGCCUGGUAGCCUGGAUAAGAGGAUCAUUCUCAUUUUCCACUGUGAAUUCUCAUCUGAGCGUGGACCCCGAAUGUGCCGUUUCAUCAGGGAACGAGACAGAGCAGCCAAUGACUACCCCAGCCUUUACUACCCUGAAAUGUAUAUCCUCAAAGGCGGCUACAGGGAGUUCUUCCCCCAGCACCAGUCCUUCUGUGAGCCCCAGGACUACCGGCCCAUGAACCAUGAGGACUUCAAGGAAGAGCUGAGAACCUUCCGCCUCAAGACACGCAGCUGGGCAGGGGAGCGGAGCCGGCGGGAGCUGUGUAGCCGCCUGCAGGAACAGUGAAGGGCCUGCCAUAGUCUCAUCCACUGCUCUUGUCCCUAAACUCAGUCUUGAGUCCAACCAUAUUUCAUAUCCUGGUGCUGCCCCCUUCCUAUUCCCAGGCCCUGGAAGUGCCCAGCCUGUUGAUUUAGUGAAACUGGAUUAAGUCCAGCUCAAAGGAAGUAUUUUAUAUCUGACUGGAGCCUUUCUGCUUGCUUUUUAUUCUCUUCCUUGUUUGAGUUAACCCUUUGUCUUUCUGUGUCCAGAACAUUCCCCUUUUCUCAAGGUAUUUUUUUGUGUAUGAGGCCAAGGCAAAGCCUCCCAGAAUGGACAAGAACUACACUCCUCCCUCCCCUGGGAGUCAGCCACCUGUCUGUCCUCUGGAGAAUUCCUGAGUGUGUCUGUCAUGUUCCUUUCUCUUUCCCUUCCUCCUGUCCCUCCAUACCAUCACUUCUAGCACAAACACUUCUUACACUUUUUCUGUUUCAGUGUUUGUUAUCUGCAGGCUUGAUCUGUGUGUCUGAUUUUACCCCUCUCAGGACAUUCACAGGCUGAGGUUUAACUACAAGCUGACCCCACUUCUAUUGUCUCAAGAAAAAGAGCGUUAUUCUGGGAGGACAAGGGCUGUGGGCAAGAGCUAAAGCCUGCAUCUCAAGCCUACUGGAAAUCCAGCCCCCACUGCUGUGGAAUUGCCCCUGAAUCCUGAUUUGCUGCUGUCUUAUGGACGGAUGGAAGCCGACUAGGUGGAGAGGCGUGGAUAUCCAACACCUUCAGUAUCUAACCAUUGAAUGACAGCCUGUUAAUGAGCAUGAUAGCCUCCAGUAAGAGCCUGCCUAUCUGUCUGUGUGGACAUAAUCUUUACUUUUUAAGUUCGGUUUGGAAAUAUUCAAGAGGAAAUGUUAUAGAAGCAGCUAAACCAAGGACAGAGUCAUACCUGGAUUGUGAAGCUCAAGAUGUGGAAAGGGUUAUGCUUGGAGGUCCUGAAUGAGUCACUUCUUGGGGCCUUGGUUGAAUAAAGCACUGAGCAUUGAGUAA